Messenger RNA from Hemicordylus capensis (graceful crag lizard), 4109 nucleotides. RefSeq names its product calpain 10 (gene CAPN10). Gene Ontology annotation, molecular function: calcium-dependent cysteine-type endopeptidase activity. The transcript has 14 exons. Bases 562 to 2586 code for a protein of 674 amino acids. The record is from RefSeq and is a predicted model, not a curated record. Gene Ontology annotation, cellular component: cytoplasm. Gene Ontology annotation, biological process: proteolysis. NCBI's taxonomy places the organism in Eukaryota, Metazoa, Chordata, Lepidosauria, Squamata, Cordylidae.
AGGCCCGUUACAAUAACGGGUGCUCUAGUUGGGCUGUGCUCUGCACCGCCGCCCGCGGCUCCAGCCGGGCCCGCUGCCCGGCUUCCCCCACCGCCUCCUUCAGCUGGGCCCGCCGCCUCCUCCGGCUUCCUCCCGGGCCGGGCCGCCUUCCCUGGCCUCUCCCCCCGACUCCUCCCGGCCGGGUCCACCGCCUCUUCCGGCCGAGCCCGCGGCUCUGGCCUCCUCCGCCUUCCCCCGGGCCCGCUUCCCCUGGGCUGGGCAGCCUUCUCCGGUCUCUCCCUCCGCCUCCUCCCGGCCGGGCCCACCGCCUCUUCUGGCUGAGCCCGCGGCUCCGGCCGGGCCCACCGCCUCCCGGGCCCGCCGCCUUCUCUCUCCCUUCUUCUUGGGAGGCGGGUUGAGGCAGCGCUCAGGGGCGUGUCAGACACAGACGCAGAUUCUCCAGGGGGUAGGUGUGGUGCCUGAAGAAGCUUCUUACUAAGAGUGACCAAGACAGCAGACAUGGUUUAAAUCAGAGUGAUGCACUCCUUGAAGCAGCUACAAGUGCUUCCAUUUUUGUAGAAGAUGCUGGCUGACAGAGUACUGUCGGAUCUCAAGGGGGAUCUUUACAAGGACCUGACGUUUCCAGCUAAUGACGAUUCUCUCUUCUUUAACUACUCUACUCCGUUGGCUCAUUUCAGGGAGGAGAUCUGUUGGCUGAGACCUCAGGAGAUUUGUUCUACACCUCGAUUAUUUUCAGACGAUCAGCAUGAGUGGCAAGUCAAGCAAGGGAUGCUGGGAGAUUGCUGGUUCCUGUGCGCUUGUGCUGCUUUGCAGAAGAGCAAAUACCUUUUGGCAAAGGUGAUACCUCCAGGCCAACCCAGCUGGAGGGAUGAGAAAUAUAGAGGCUGUUUCACGUGUCGGGUCUGGCAGUUCGGACAUUGGGUGGAGGUCACCAUAGAUGACAGGCUGCCUUGCCUUGGGGGCAAACUCUGCUUCUCACAGUGCCAGACAGAAGAUGUGUUUUGGCUCCCCCUGCUGGAAAAGGCCUAUGCCAAGGUGCAUGGAUCUUAUGAACAGCUCUGGGCAGGCCAAGUUGCGGAUGCUCUGGUUGAUCUGACUGGAGGCCUGGCAGAGAGGUGGGCCCUCAAAGACGUGGGCCGAAGUACAGAAAAGGAGAGAGCGGGCAAAGUCUUGGAGAAAGCAGUAUUUCGGAGACUGAUGAACCUGAAGGAAAAAUGUGUCAUGAGCUGUUCUGUCUUCAGCUCACGGCAAGGUACCAGCGAACUGGGAGAGUUUCAUGCCUUCAUUGUUGUAGACAUGCAGGACCUCUCAAAAGUGUCCAGGAAGGAAGUCGUCCUGCUGAGGAUACAUAACCCUUGGGGGAGACGCUGCUGGAAAGGGCCCUGGAGGGAGGGUGGUCCAGGGUGGAGCCAACUGGAUCCAGUGGUUGCUGCAGAACUGCUGUCUCAGAUCCAGGAAGGAGAAUUCUGGGUUGAGGAGGAGGAAUUUUUUGCUGAAUUUGAUGAGAUCAUAACCGGGUAUCCAAUUACUGAAGAAGGACAGCUUCAAAGUCUUUACACAGACAGAGUACUGGGCCAUACCCAGAAACUGUAUGGCUCGUGGGUGAGGGGACAGUCUGCCGGUGGCUGCCGCAACAACAGCACCUUCUCUACAAACCCCAAGUUCUGGCUGAGGGUCUGUGAGCAGAGCGAGGUGUGCAUUGCCCUCCUGCAGAAGCAUCGGAAGUACAGCACUGACUGGGCCGGCCGAAUUCGGAACUGGCCCCGCUUAGUGGAAUCGGAUCCACCUUUGACUGACGGCAUCCGAGGGAAGAACUACCAUGCGGUGGGGCUACAUAUCUGGAAGGUUGAGAAGAAACAAUUUAACCUGCCAAAAACUCUCUCUGCACCCCCGAUUUCAGGCACUGUUUGCCAUUCCUACAACCGAGAAGUGCACCUGCAUUGUGAUCUUUCUCCCGGGUAUUACCUUGUCAUUCCCAGCACCUUUCUGAACGAUGCUGAGGGCAAUUUCCUGCUUCGGGUCUUCUCCAGCGGAAGAAUCUCCCUCAGUGAGAUAAAACUGUCAUCUGCUGACAACACCAUCCAUGAAGAGCUCCCGGGAGGCGAAUGGGAGACAGCCACACUGGAGGGAUGCUGGAGGAAAGGACAGACUGCCGGUGGCAGCAGGAACUUCCCGUCUUUCCACACCAAUCCCUGCUUUCCACUCUCCAUUCCUGCAGGGGUGGGACAGAGCAGUGUCAAGGUUGCCCUUCGCCAGCAUUGCUCAGAUAACAAGUGCCGUCCAAUAGGGUUUCAUGUCUUCCAGGUCCCCAGUGACAACAACAACGUGAAGAUGCCUCCCUCUUCUUUCCUCCACUUGGAGCCCGUGAUUAGCUGUGUGCCCCACUGCUACUCUCAGGAAGUAAGCCAGCUGUGCCGCCUGCCUUCAGGGAAUUACGCCAUUGUUCCUUCAACAUACUUGCCUGACACAGAAGGCAACUUCUCCGUGAUCAUAGCAACCAAGAUAGACAGGAAAAGCAUUCGGAUCCAGGAGACUUUGGGGCAAAGGCUGUAUGAAGUUUCCUUUAAAGCUGUGAUGAAAAUGUAAUUUGAAAUUGACACAUCAGCCCUGAGUACUCUGUAGAGAGCCUUGGGGAAAGUGAAGUCGUCUUCAGUCAAAACAGAAAUGAUCUAAACGUAUGCCAGGCCCUCUGAUUUCUUGGACACAGUAGCAUCCAACCUUUUUAUCCAGCCUCUCUGUAAAACAAAAUGAACUAGAUCCUAAGUCGAAUUCCUUCCUCUGUUUUUACAGCUCACCUGUAUGAACUUCCACCUAGGCUGACAUGUUUUACAGUAUUUUAUGGACUUCAGUCUGUGUACUUCAGUCUCUCCCUGCCACCCCAAAAUCAGUGAAAAGAUGUGUUGUGCAUGCACUGCAUCCAGAUUGGUUUUAAUUCCGUGGUAAUCCUUUGGUACUUUGGCCUCUGUGUGUGUGUACAUAGUGCAAACUUUGGGAAAAGAAUACUUUUACCAAGUACACUCCCAAGACUGAUGGAUGAGAAAGGAGAUGUGAUAAAGAAAUGGAAGGCCUCAAUUAUUUCAGGAAGGGAGUUCUUAAAAACUGGAAUGUUGAAUUGCCAGAUAUUCUUUACACCUUUCAUACAUACACACAGGCAGGAGCCCACUAGGCUGAGCAGUGUUUGUGGCCAACCAAGCUGAAGGGAGGAUGUUUGAUGGCUCACCAGGUGCUUGAUACCCCAUCUUGCUGCCACUUGUUGCAGGUAGCAAAAGCAGGUGGUUUAUCCAACCUCUUGGAUGUUUUGUAUGGCUCUGGGGCUGCAUUUGGCUUGGUGGGUCACAAGUUAUGUCGUCUUGCUCUAGGUUCUUGCCCUACACAUCAUCUGGAGCUGCUGCCUGCUCCACCCCAUAGUAGACAUUUGUCCCCUCCCCCCCAUCCCUCAAUGCUCACUUCACCAUAUUGCUCAGCCCUUAUGCUCAGCUGUUCCUUUGGGAACAACACAGAGGGUUAUGGGAGGAAAGGUUCUGUCUCUGUUCCCUUCCCUUGGUUCCUGCAUUCUUCUGCACCGCCCAUGCUGGAUGUUCUUAGCACAGUUUCCCACUGUGACUCUCCACUGCCUUAUAGACAAGAGUUGCAUUGGUUGUAUCCGCUGCCUCUGGUGGCUUUCUUCUCUUUCAGCUCCUGCUAGAAGAGGCUGUUGUAAUUAUCUGUCAGGCGUGCCUGUAGUCAGGUUGGUCUAGCAGUGGCUGCUGCACAGUCGUUUUGACCUUUACUUAAUUUAUCUAAGUUAUUUAUCUGGGAAAGACUGUCGGCAGUUUGUGAGAGAGUGUGAGCACAAUCUCUUGUAAAUGCUGUUGGUUUGAAACGGGUGGGGUGGGGUGGGGAAUUUCUUGUAAUGGAUUUCAGAGGAACUGUAAUUUAAAUUAUUUUGGGGUGAUGCUUCCUUCCCCCUGGUGCAAGAAACUAGUUCCAGCUGAUCUUUUUCCAAAUUUCCUUGUAAAGCAUUUAUUAAGUGAGAUUUAAAAAUAUUGUGCUUUUUUUUUUUUUUAAAGUAAGCAACGUGGUUGAAAUAUCUCUUUUGGGUUGGGGGGAAUUAAAAUGUUAAAUGGCAA